Molecule: messenger RNA, 1884 nt
Organism: Cyprinus carpio (common carp)
Lineage: Eukaryota; Metazoa; Chordata; Actinopteri; Cypriniformes; Cyprinidae
Product: TBC1 domain family member 20
Biological process (GO): endoplasmic reticulum to Golgi vesicle-mediated transport; positive regulation of GTPase activity
Cellular component (GO): endoplasmic reticulum membrane
Molecular function (GO): GTPase activator activity
Source: RefSeq, a predicted model, not a curated record
GUUGACAGCAGCCAAGGUUGGUUGAGUGACUCACCGGCGUUUGAGUCGACGCCGAUCUGAGGAGAAUAAUAACCGUCACUUUCCUUUCGUUUUUACUGUCAGUUUUAAAUUAAAACUAUCUUAUAAUCAUCAGAAAAGUAUGUAUUUGAUAUCCUCAUGACUGUGAGUCGCGUCAAGAGAUGAAAAAAGCGAGGAAGCGACUGCCGGCGAGCGGAUCGCAAGCGUCUGUCAGGAAACAUGAAGAACAGUUGCCCUGGAAGAAACAGAAGCUCCUGGACAUCCAUCAGGCCCUGAACAGCGACCCCGUGGACAUCGAGACCCUGCGGCGGGCGGCUCUGAGCGAAGGCGGUUUGCUGACGGAUGACAUUAGAAGAAAAGUUUGGCCCAAACUCCUCAGUAUCAAUGUGUACAAUCUGCCUGCCAAACCCUCCAAAGAUGUCAGAGAAGACCACAGAGACUACAGACAGGUGGUGCUCGAUGUCAGGAGAUCAAUGCGACGCUUCCCAAAAGGCAUGCGUGUGGAUGAGCGAGAGGUUCUCCAGGAGCAGCUGAUCGACAUCAUUCUGGAUGUUUUGAGGAGAAAUCCUCAGCUGUACUAUUACCAGGGUUAUCAUGACAUCGUGGUGACCUUCCUGCUGGUGGUGGGAGAGAGGAUGACCAUCGCAAUCAUGGAGAAACUGUCCAAUCAUCAUCUCAGGGAUUUCAUGGACCCCACCAUGGACAGCACAAAGCACGUCCUGAACUACCUGAUGCCCAUUCUGCAGCGAGUGGACAGGGAGUUACAUGACUUCAUGAUCAGGUCUGAGGUGGGCACCAUCUUCGCCCUCAGCUGGCUGAUCACAUGGUACGGUUACGUCCUGUCAGAUUUCCGGCAUGUUCUGCGGCUCUAUGAUUUCUUCCUGGCGUCUCACCCACUCAUGGCCAUCUACUUCGCCGCUGUGAUUGUGUUGUACAGACAGAAGGAAGUGAAGAGCAGUGAGUGUGAUAUGGCCAGCGUUCAUCACCUGCUGUCUCAGAUGCCUCAGGAUCUGCCGUAUGAGGAGCUGAUUGGUCGAGCUCAGAGCCUGUUCAUGAGCUGCCCGCCCUCUCUGCUUACCCAGUCUGCAGCACUUCAGCCACGUAACAUAAUCGCCAUCAGCACCUUUACAGACUUCCAGACGUCCACGCUGAGACAGCGGCCCGACUCUGUCCUUCGUCAACAGACUGAAAAGCGGCAUGAAAACCAGCUAGCCCUUCCCAAGAGCACCCAGCCAGCAAGCACUAACCAACUCAUCAAAAUGGCAGUGUGGGGUCUGUCGGCCACGUUAGGAGCGGCGGCGCUGGCCGUGGCACAAACCGCCAUGGACUGGGCACCUGAGUUUCUCUCGCAGCUCUUCUGACACCAAACGCCUCGCUCCCGUGUGCCAAACAGGGUGUUCUGCAAUUGCAAAUAUGUCUUAAGUGAUGCAGAACACCUGGAGAGAAUGAAUCUGCUGCCUAUUUAUUUCCGAACCGUGCUUUUUUUUUUUUUCUUAUUUAUAGAUUUAAGCCGUGCUAAUAUUGGAGAAGUGGGAGGAGUCAAACGAGGUUUUUGUAAUCAUAAGCAUUUCUGGAUGUCGUUCCAUCAGCAGAAUGUCAGAGAAAGUGCUCUGCUAGGCCGUUCUCAACAGCACAAAUUAUUAAAAGGGUGUUUUUUUCUGCUGAAUGCCGUCAGUAGUGAGUGAAGCUCAUUAAGAGGAGAAAACGGGUGAAGGCUGAAAGACCACAGAGACUCGCUGGUGAACGCAGCACUUUACAACACAGUUUAUUCUAGAGCCAGAUCAACCUACACACACGCUUUCAGGAUCCACGGCUCACUUUCAGGUCCAUCAGAAAUAAAACAGUGUCCUCUGUGCACAGAUUAUA